Molecule: messenger RNA, 2744 nt
Organism: Octodon degus (degu)
Lineage: Eukaryota; Metazoa; Chordata; Mammalia; Rodentia; Octodontidae
Gene: Appl2
Product: adaptor protein, phosphotyrosine interacting with PH domain and leucine zipper 2
Exons: 21
Coding region: 111-2099 (662 amino acids)
Biological process (GO): signaling
Cellular component (GO): endosome membrane; cytoplasm
Molecular function (GO): protein binding
Source: RefSeq, a predicted model, not a curated record
CGGGCCGGAGCUGCUGCGGAGCCCUAGGAGUGAGCGCUCGGCUGCUUCCCCGAGUCCGGUCCUCGCUGUCCACGUCCUCGGCCCUCGCCCGCCCGCCCGCCCGCCGCGCCAUGCCCGCCGUGGACAAGCUCCUGCUGGAGGAGGCCUUGCAGGACAGCCCCCAGACCCGCUCCUUGCUGAGUGUCUUUGAGGAGGACGCUGGCACGCUCACCAUCUACACCAACCAGCUGCUGCAGGCCAUGCAGCGAGUGUACGGGGCCCAGAAUGAAAUGUGCCUGGCUACCCAGCAGCUUUCCAGGCAGCUGCUGGCAUACGAGAAGCAGAAUUUUGCCCUUGGCAAAGGCGACGAAGAAGUCAUUUCGACACUCCACUACUUCUCCAAGGUGGUGGACGAGCUUAAUGCGCUCCACACAGAGCUGGCCAAGCAGCUGGCAGACACCAUGGUGCUGCCCGUCAUCCAGUUCCGGGAGAAGGACCUCACAGAAAUAAGCACUCUGAAGGAUCUCUUUGGACUUGCCAGCAACGACCAUGACCUCGCGAUGGCCAAAUACAGCAGGCUUUCCAAAAAGAAGGAGAACGAGAAGGUGAAGGCCGAGGUGCGGAAGGACGUGGCGGCUGCGCGGCGCAAGCAGCACCUGUCGGCGCUGCAGUACUACUGCGCCCUCAACGCGCUGCAGUACCGGAAGCGGAUGGCUAUGAUGGAGCCCAUGAUCGGCUUCGCCCAGGGGCAGAUUAACUUCUUUAAGAAGGGAGCAGAAAUGUUUUCAAGAAGUAUGGACAGCUUCCUCGGCACUGGGGCGGACAUGGUUCAAAGCAUCCAGGUGGAGCUGGAAGCGGAAGCAGAGAAGAUGCGCAUGUCCCAGCAGGAGCUGCUCUCUGUGGACGAGUCCGUGUAUACCCCAGACUUGGACGUGGCUGCCCCUGAGAUCAACCGGAACCUCAUCCAGAAGGCUGGCUACCUGAACCUGAGAAACAAAACAGGGCUGGUGAGCACCAGCUGGGAGCGGCUCUACUUCUUCACCCAGGGCGGGAACCUGCUGUGCCAGCCCCGGGGCGCUGUGGCCGGCGGGCUCAUCCAGGACCUGGACAACUGCUCCGUGAUGGCAGUGGACUGCGAGGACCGGCGCUACUGCUUCCAGAUCACGGCUCCCGACGGGAAAUCGGGGAUAAUCCUCCAGGCAGAGAGCAGGAAGGAGAAUGAGGAGUGGAUCUGCACCAUCAACAACAUCUCCAGGCAGAUCUACCUGACUGACGACCCUGAGGCCGUGGCCAUCCGGCUGAACCAAACGGCACUGCAGGCAGUGACUCCCAUUACGAGCCUGGGGAAAAAACAGGAGAGCUCCAGCCCCAGCCAGAACCCCAAGAGCUCGGAGCUGGAGAACGACAGGGCCGGGCCCCCAGCUGCAGCCGCGGUUCCCGAGCCCGAGGAGCUCAUCGCCCCUGGGACACCGAUUCAGUUCGACAUUGUACUUCCAGCCACAGAAUUCCUGGAUCAGAACAGGGGCGGCAGGCGGACCAACCCUUUUGGCGAAAGUGAGGAUGACACCUUCCCGGAGGCAGAAGAUUCACUUCUGCAACAGAUGUUCAUAGUUCGGUUUUUGGGGUCAAUGGCGGUGAAGACGGACAGCAGCACAGAAGUGAUUUACGAAGCCAUGAGGCAAGUGCUGGCUGCACGAGCCAUUCACAACAUCUUCCGGAUGACCGAGUCCCACCUGAUGGUCACCAGUCAGGCUCUGAGGUUGAUAGAUCCUCAGACCCAGGUGUCCAGGGCCAACUUUGAACUCUCCAGUGUCACCCAGUUCGCUGCCCAUCAGGAAAACAAGAGACUGUUUGGCUUUGUCACCCGAGUCCCCGAGUCCCUGGGAGAAGCGUCUCUGAGCACGUACAUUUUUGAAAGCAACUCCGACGGCGAAAAGAUAUGUUAUGCUAUUAAUUUGGGAAAAGAAAUUAUUGAAGCUCAGAAGGAUCCGGAGGCUCUGGCCCGACUAAUGCUGUCUGUGCCGCUAACCGCUGACGGGAAGUACAUGCUGCUCAGCGACCCCGCGGAGGACAGCGCCGCAGGCCCGAGCGCCGGCGGAGGCGCCGAGUCCGAGGCCUGACUCCUGCUCAAGGGUUUCCGCUUCUCUGCCGCGCAGGCGCACGACCCGGUGUCCGGAUGCUGACCCGAUGUCCCCUCGGCGCCUUCGUCAGAGACCUGGCAGGCGCAGGACGCGGUGCCUCGGGCGCCCGGGGCUGCACCGCGCCGCAGCGGAAGCCGGUGGAAGGCGCUGCGCCCUCUCCCCGGAGGCCGUCGCCCCGCUCCUGGUGUCAUUUUUUUAAGAGUGGCAAAGCCCUAGAUUUACAAUUUGAUAAAUACUAAGUGUUUCCUAUUAAUAUAAUCUAUUUUUGUAUGUUACCUAACGAGCUUUUUAAGUGCCUGUUCUGGAAAGUGUGUACGCAACACCAGCUCGCCGCGCAGGCCCGGGGUCACAGCCUCGCGCAGCCGGCCCGGCGCGGGUCCCCACCAACGCGACUGCACGCGACUGCACGGGCGCCUUCCUCUUCUGAGCCAGACCCUGCUCCACACCCACUGGAAGCAGGGCGCGGCGCGGGGCACUUCCAGUUUCCACUGGGAUCAUCUUAUUCCUGGAACCUGGCGACCCUCCCUUGAGGUUAAGAAUAAAGAUCUUGAACUGUGCGUGGUGUUUAACCGUAACAAGUGCAAGAGACUAUCAUAGCCCUGAAUAAAUUAACGUAGCCAUGAA